AUGGAAAAUAAUUCUCAAUAUUAUGAAGGAUGUGGAAAAGAAGGGCCAAUCCGAUGUAUAUUUUUAUGCGAAUUUCAUCCAAUUGCAGGCCCGAAAAUAACAUGUCAGGUGCCUGAAAAUUAUAUAUCGAAAGAUACAUUUGACACUGUUAGUGUUUAUAUAAUACCAAAAGCUCAAUUACAAAGAAGCUUACCUGUUAAAAUAGAUGAUAAAAAAUAUGCUAGAAAUGCAUUUUAUUUUAAUUUAUGUUUUGUUUGUGAUGCAUGGGCUAGAACUGUUCAUUAUGAGCCAUUGCUUAAAAAGUUAUCUGAUUAUUUAAUCGGAAUGGAAUUAGAAAGUAAAUUUUUGUCACUUCAAGAUGAAGAUGAAAAUGAAAAAAAAAAAUUAUCGAAAAUGUUGAGUCAAGUUAUUGAAGAUUUAAAUUCAACAAAAAUGUGCACAUUAACAGAAGGUGUCACAACAACUCAUUUAAAAGUUGUCAGAGUCAAUGCUGAUCCUAUGCCUGUUCACGAUCAUCAAGUUCCCAUAUUUGUUGAAAAUCGUGGUGAAUUUUUCGAAGAACAAUGGGAUCUUACAACACAACAAGUUCUUCCUUUUAUCGAUGGUUUUAAUCACAUUUCAAAAAUUGCUGCCAAAGCUGAUGUUGAAAACAAUUUGGUUAAAUCAUGUGUUCAAAAUUUAGUUUAUUAUGGAGUAGUGAGUCUUAUUCCUAUUUUUCAAUACUCAAACGUUUAUGCAGGAACUCCAAAAUUAAGAAAAUUAGCAAAUGAUUUAGAUUUUCAAAAUGAAUGCAUUGAAUAUGUAUCAAAAUCUGCUAGGUCUGAUGAAAUUUGUUGUGCAACUGGAAUUUCAGCUCAACAACUGGAAGAACUCGUUGAUAAGGAUCCAAAUUUACUUUUGAUAUGGAAAUAA
This is a messenger RNA of Pediculus humanus corporis (human body louse), 912 nucleotides long. RefSeq names its product Tumor suppressor candidate, putative. Lineage: Eukaryota; Metazoa; Arthropoda; Insecta; Psocodea; Pediculidae. The record is from RefSeq and is a predicted model, not a curated record. Gene Ontology annotation, biological process: negative regulation of TORC1 signaling; cellular response to amino acid starvation; positive regulation of autophagy. Gene Ontology annotation, cellular component: GATOR1 complex; vacuolar membrane. The transcript is spliced from 6 exons. Bases 1 to 912 code for a protein of 303 amino acids. Gene Ontology annotation, molecular function: GTPase activator activity.